AUGAUAUUACAGAGGAAACUUUCCACUGUAGAUAGAGUCUUGAAAUGGGGUAUACAAGCGGAUGCAAACUGUGUUCUAUGCAAUACUGGUCAUAUAGAGAACUUUGAUCACCUAUUUUAUGCUUGUCCUUACUCCUCAUAUGUAUGGAAAGCAAUGCUGAAAUGGUUAGGCUAUCACAGACAAGUAGGCAGUUGGGAAUAUGAAGUCAAAUGGAUGAUCAGCAGGGUCAAGAAUAGUAGACCAAGAGCUGGAAUUUUGGGAUUCUGUUUUGCAGCAAUUAUAUACAACAUUUGGAUGGAAAGAAACAAUCAGAGGUUUAAUGCCAAGAAGGGAAGCACAGCACAGAGACUGAAGGAAAUAACUGUACAGGUACAUAUUGAAGGACAAAGGCACUGCAAAUGGAAGCCUCAUUUAGAUCAACUGAUAGGAUAUCCUAAUUAG
Messenger RNA from Solanum tuberosum (potato), 441 nucleotides. RefSeq lists its product as uncharacterized. Lineage: Eukaryota; Viridiplantae; Streptophyta; Magnoliopsida; Solanales; Solanaceae. The transcript has a single exon. Bases 1 to 441 code for a protein of 146 amino acids. The record is from RefSeq and is a predicted model, not a curated record.